AUGAGCAUCCCUAGACCUAAUUAUGAGACAAUUGAGACCGACGUGGACGGCUAUACCCGUAUAAAAAACAUAUACAUACCCAUGCGCGAUGGGAUUGAGCUUUGCGCCGAUGUGUUUCUCCCUUUAACCGCAUCGAAAAAUGGAGAGAAGGUGCCUGUGAUUUGCAGCAUGGGUCCUUAUGGGAAAGACAACCAUGCCUCUACAUUUGGACUACCUCAAUCGCCUAUUUACGCAGAAAUGUAUAAGCAUAUCAAGCCGUUGGGCCCUGAUGCUUGCUUUGAAUUAUGUGAUCCAUCUAUCUGGUGUAAAGAGUACUGUUAUGCGUUGCUUCGUGUUGACAGUCGCGGCAUCGGUGGGAGUCAGGGGAAGCUUGACCCUUUCGGCUUGGAAAGAUCAGUGCAGAUCCAAGCAGAUGCAGAGGGACAAGAUCUCUACGAUAUCGUCGAAUGGGCUGCCAUUCAACCAUGGUCAUCCGGCAAGGUGGCAUACUCCGGAAUCAGUUAUUACGGAAUGGUAGGAUAUUGGGCCGCGAUGCAAAAGCCACCCCACCUAAGCUGCGUCGUAUCAUACGAGUCUGCAUGCGAUAUGUACCAAGCGUCAAGACGAGGCGGUAUCUACAGUGACAAUUUCCAAUCUCAUUGGUACCGGAAUCUAGUAAUUCCCUAUCAAGGAGGGAAGAAAGAAGGUCACAUAGGAGAAGCAGAGCUCUCAGCCAACAGGGUCGAUUUUCCAAAGUUGCUCGCAGAGACUGAGUAUCCCACUGACGGUGUCUGGGAACUUCUGAAAAGAGCUCGCAAUCUUUCCGAUAUUGAGGUCCCAUUCUAUCUUGCUGGAAACUGGACGGAUGCCGAACUCCAUUUACCUGGCAAUGUUCGGGCUUUCAACGCCCUCUCGUCAAAAUACAAGUGGCUUGAAAUGCAUACCGGGAACCAUUUAAGUGCGUUCUAUGAGCCGGCGCAUCUGGAAAUGCAGAGAAAGAUAACGGCAUGCUUGAUGUUCCCCGCAUUAGACUUCUUCAAACACCACGGCACAAAUACCCUUUAUCGUGAAAACGAAACAUCCUUUCCUCCAACUGAUGCGGAAUAUGUACCCUUUUACUUCACCCCAGAGAAAGUGAUCACCCCUAACAGACCAACCGGCCAAAAGACCUCCUUUACAUACAAAGGGUACAGCGAGAACCUUCACUUCUCCCUCAAAAACCCGUUCACUGAGUCCUUCGAGCUACUAGGCUCACCAUACCUAGAACUUGAGGUCAGCACGACAGCAAAAGACAUGGAUAUCUUCAUCUAUCUACGCGCAAUGAAUGCAGACGGCGAGAAUAUAAUUCUACACGGUAACCACGGCGAACCGAUGGACAAUUUUGCAAGAGGUUACUUCCGUCUUUCUCAUCGUGAUGAAGUCGCCAAAGGUUUCAAUGAAGAAAAGGUCAUUUCACAACCAGCUGUUGCCAAGUCAGAGGUCGUUCCGGGCCAGUUUUACUCUGUGCUUAUUCCUUUGUAUCCUGCUGCAUUUCUGUUUGAUCAGGGCCAGUCGCUCAGCAUUGAGAUUGGGUCUGUGGAUACCGCCAGUACUAUUGGACCUAUGCGACAUGAGGGCGGAGAUCGAGUAAAGGAGAGAUUUGCUGGGGAUAACGUCAUUAUUUCUCAUGGGAAGUUGGUUCUUCCUCGGGUGAGGCGGUGA
This is a messenger RNA of Aspergillus vadensis CBS 113365, 1680 nucleotides long. RefSeq names its product alpha/beta-hydrolase. Lineage: Eukaryota; Fungi; Ascomycota; Eurotiomycetes; Eurotiales; Aspergillaceae. The record is from RefSeq and is a predicted model, not a curated record. The transcript is spliced from 4 exons. The coding region runs from base 1 to 1680 and encodes 559 amino acids. Gene Ontology annotation, molecular function: dipeptidyl-peptidase activity.